UGCAGCCUGCAGCCCUCACUUGGAGAGGCAGUGAGGGCUGGGAAGGAAGGCAGACAGGAAGGAAGGAAGGAAGGAAAGAAGGAAAGAAGGAAGGAAAGAAGGAAGGUGUCUGUCCUGGACACGCCAUGGCCGCCCGCACCGUGCCCCACGCCUACCCCAUGAGCUCUGAGUAUGAGUUUGCCAACCCCAGCAAGAUCUAUGACCAGAACUUUGGAGAAGGUGUGUCCCCGUCGGAGAUUUUAGCCCCUGCCCUGUACCACGGCUACUACAUCCGACCCCGCAUCAACAAGCAGCUGGAGAGGGGCACCUCGGAGAUCUGCCUGAACCAGCACAAGUUCCAGGUGUUCCUGGACGUCUGCCAGUUCCUGCCCGACGAGCUCAGCGUCCGCACCGUGGACAACCUGCUGGAGGUGGUGGGGCAGCACCCGCAGAAGGCUGAUCGCCACGGCUUCAUCUCCAGGGAGUUCACCAGGACCUACAUCCUGCCCCUGGACGUGGAUCCCUUGCUGGUCAGGGCCACCCUGUCCCACGAUGGCAUCCUGAGCAUUGUGGCUCCCCGGACGGGCAAGGAGGUGAAGGCCAGGGUCAACGAGGUGAAGAUAACCCAGCAGGAGCAGCCAGUGGGGAAGGAGGAACAGGCUGAGGAAGGAAAAGAGAAGGAAAAAUCCUAAAGGCCGCAGAUCUGGGAAGGUGGGGGGGACAGGGAUGGGGAAUCCGCAGUGCCAGACCCCUGUUCCUCACCAUCAGUGUUUAACAGGGCCUUGAGGCAGCCACACUUCUGCUUCUCGAGGCUGAUGGCUGGGAACAAAAGGGACUUGGAACUGGAAAAAAGAGUGGGACUGAAGUGUGAGUGUGAGUGACUGUAAUGCAAGUUUUCUCCUAGGUCAGGUGAGCAUGCAGGCAGCUCUGCUCUCACCCUUAACUGUGAGGCUGUGUCUCAAUGGACUGAGCUCUAGCCCAGAAAGGCACUGGGAAGAGAAAAGGGGAUCCCAGUGCCUGGCUCCUGAGCUGGAGGCUGAGAUUCGUGGCUGUGCAAGGUGGGUGUUGGUCUGUAAAAGUGCCUGCAGCAAUCAGGAGGAGAGAGGAAUAAAUCUGCCUCUGCUCUU
This is a messenger RNA of Onychostruthus taczanowskii (white-rumped snowfinch), 1106 nucleotides long. RefSeq names its product heat shock protein family B (small) member 2 (gene HSPB2). The transcript is spliced from 2 exons. The record is from RefSeq and is a predicted model, not a curated record. Gene Ontology annotation, molecular function: protein folding chaperone; structural constituent of eye lens. Lineage: Eukaryota; Metazoa; Chordata; Aves; Passeriformes; Passeridae. Gene Ontology annotation, biological process: response to heat; protein refolding. Bases 126 to 671 code for a protein of 181 amino acids.